AUGAGGAGCAUUGGAUCUGCCCUGAACCUGCUUUUGGUAUCACCACUCUAUUUUGUGUGGACCGUGGUCGCUCUGGACCUGGCACAAACUCCCUGCACCACUUUGGUCCAAGGGAAAUUCUUUGGGUAUUUCUCCUCCUUCGCCGUCUUCCCGUUGAACUCCUCUCUCUGCUCUUGGAUUAUCCAGAACCCUGACCCUCGGAGGUACACUUUGUACAUGAAGAUCCUCAAGCCUACUGGUGUAUGUGACUACCAGCACAUCCGCACCUACCAGUUCGACUCCUUCCUGGAGUCCACCCGCACCUACCUGGGCAUGGAGAGCUUUGAUGAUGUCCUGAAGCUCUGUGAUGGGUCCACUCGUUACGCCUUCCUCCAGUCCAACAAGCAGUUCCUCCAGAUGAAGCAGACUGCCCCACCCGGCGUGGAGAGCUGGCCGGUGAGGUGGAAACCCACGAAGGUUCAGGAGAGGGAUUUUUCAGUGGAGUACCUCGUGGUGGGCAACAGGAACCCUAGCAAAGCUGCUUGCCAGAUGCUCUGCAAGUGGCUGGAGGCUUGCUUGGCCAUCAGCAGCAGCUCCCACCCCUGUGGCAUCAUGCAGACCCCGUGCUCUUGCUCGGGAGGGGAGGUCCUAGAUCAGGCCAGUGAGAUCCUGGGGCUCACCAGGAAGAAGGAAGAUUGCUACAAGGAUGGCGUUUACUUGGAGAACUGUAUGAGCAGCCCCAAGGACAGCAGCGGAGUGGAGUUCCUGG
Messenger RNA from Merops nubicus (carmine bee-eater), 748 nucleotides. RefSeq names its product brain-specific angiogenesis inhibitor 1-like. The annotation marks the transcript as partial. Gene Ontology annotation, cellular component: plasma membrane. The transcript has a single exon. Gene Ontology annotation, molecular function: G protein-coupled receptor activity. Lineage: Eukaryota; Metazoa; Chordata; Aves; Coraciiformes; Meropidae. The record is from RefSeq and is a predicted model, not a curated record.